AUGAGUUUUAUCGUAGUGAAAGCCGUGAGUUUAGUUUUCCUUCUAUCAUGUCCUCUUGAAGCUGCAGUAGAAAACAUCUACUACUGGAAGAGUGUUACAUAUGAAGAUCAACCCUUAGCUGAUGAAACAUACAUUGGGCCGUAUCAGUACAACAUACCCGAGAAUAACGAUGUUAUCGGAUUGAGUUUGCAUAAGAAAAGUGGACUUAUGCUUGUUGGAAUGGGAAGACUUCGUCCAGGAAUUCCAUCCACUCUCAAUGCCUUCUGCAUAACUGACUAUGAAACAGGAACAAGUCCUCAUGUCUGGGGUUUUCCGAACUACGAAAUGAACACACUAAAGGCGUCCUUUUACGGAGAUGCGCAAACAGGACGCAGAAAGUUCGUUAAACGCGACAUGAUCUACUCUUCUGGCUUCUAUAAGCACCUCUUUGGUGAUUACAGACGUGAAGUGGCAUCUUUUGGUGGUCAAAGACUUCCUGCUAAGAAGUCUUUCUCCUCCGAUGAUUUUAGCAUCAUUUCAGUGGUUCAUCCAGAAGUGGACAAUCUGUGCAACCGUCUCUAUGCAGUAGACUCAGGAAUAUUGCAGUACUCAGCAACGGAAAUUUAUGAAGUUCAAUUACCCGCAAUUAUCGUCUUUGAACUGCCAUCAAAUGGUUGUGAAUCACGUCAGUUUCCAGUAAUCAGAAGGGUUGAAAUUCCAAAACGUUACUGGACAACUGCUGCUGGUUUUAACUUCAUUACAAUCGAUUAUGGAAGCAAGAAAUCAUCAUGUGACGAUGUUUUCUUGUACAUCACCAACGCCUUUGAUAGUAGUAUCCUUGUCUACGACUACCAAAAGGAUUGUUUUUCAUCCGUAACUGAUCCUUCAAUGAGACCCAUAAUUGCGGAAUCCACCAUGGUAUUCCAUGACACAUCAAUGGACUUAAACUAUCAGCUUCCAUUGGGGGUUUGUAAUGUAGCUCUCGGAUGGCCAGAUAAGAAUGGCAACCGUAAUGCAUACUACGCUCCUGGUAGUAGUCUUGGAGAGUAUUUAGUCUCCACAAAGAUUCUCAAAAAUUUCGAACCUCCCCAACGUUACCUCUUCAAUUUAACUUCAGAAUUUAUGCUUCUGGGCUAUCGUGGGUGCAAUUCUCAAGCCUACAAACAAAUCUUUGAUGAAAAGACAGGCAUAAUCUUCUUCGCUGAGAUGCAAUCAAAUAGAGUUUCGUGCUGGAAUGCCCAGAAACCAAUAAAUCCAGACAAUAUUGGGGUAGUUUAUGAAGCAGAUACUCUGCAGUUUGUUUCAGAAAUCUUUCUUGAUUCAAAAGGAUAUCUGUGGUUCCAUUCCAGCCAUGUUCCCAUUGAUUUUCUCACCAAUGAUCCUUUGGAUAUAUCUAAUGUGGUUUCCCGGACAUUCCGUGUUAAGGUUUCUGAAGCAGUCCAGGGAACUGUUUGCGGGUUUUGA
Messenger RNA from Lutzomyia longipalpis, 1443 nucleotides. RefSeq names its product L-dopachrome tautomerase yellow-f-like. The coding region runs from base 1 to 1443 and encodes 480 amino acids. The transcript has 2 exons. The record is from RefSeq and is a predicted model, not a curated record. NCBI's taxonomy places the organism in Eukaryota, Metazoa, Arthropoda, Insecta, Diptera, Psychodidae. Gene Ontology annotation, cellular component: extracellular region.